CGUCAGCUCAUUUGAACCUCCUACCAAGGUCGACCAGCGGCGGCUACUUGACAUAUGGUUGGGUAAUGUACCUUUCAGUCGUAUUUGACGCCACAUGUCAAAAACGUGGGUCACGACUUAGCGUGGAUUCACAAUGAGACAUUCAAAGAAGUUACAUCGCAGCAACACCGUGACGACAAUAGAGUUAAGACUAUGAUUUACCUCAUAGACUCAUUGGAGACUUGUGAUCACGUGCUGUAAACGCAGUUAGCUUUUGCGAGCUACGACAAAAAUAGGUAAACAUGAGCGCUGGCCCAGAUCACGGCACCGUCGGCGUUAGUGAUGGCAAACCGGGCCCUGCUGUGUCAUUCGCCGGACAUGUCCUGCAGGUUUUCAAACGUGUGAAGGUAGAAAACUUGGUGGCAGGACUAAGCGGAGGAGUUGUGUCAACGCUGGUGCUUCAUCCUCUCGACCUGGUCAAAAUCAGGUUUGCAGUGAGUGAUGGUUUGGAAUUGAGACCCAAGUAUAAUGGUAUACUGCAUUGCAUGAAGAGUGUGUGGCACCAGGAAGGACUGAGAGGACUCUAUCAAGGAGUAACACCCAAUGUGUGGGGUGCUGGUGCCUCUUGGGGUCUCUACUUUUUCUUCUACAAUGCAAUCAAAGCUUACGUAAAGGAAGGCCGCCAUACGGAACUGAGUGCUACCGAACAUUUGGUGUCUGCAGCCGAAGCAGGCGUUCUAACGCUCACCAUAACAAACCCCAUUUGGGUGACCAAGACCAGGCUUGUAUUGCAGUACAGUUCUGACUCAACCAGUAAACAAUACAAGGGGAUGCUGGAUGCCUUGUUCAAGAUCUACCGCACUGAAGGGGUGUCUGGUCUCUACAAGGGUUACGUUCCCGGUCUCUUUGGAACAUCCCAUGGUGCGCUGCAGUUCAUGGCCUACGAGCAGCUCAAGAGAGACUACAGUAAAUACAAGAAAAUUCCUUCAGACACAAAGCUGAAUGCAUUGGAAUACAUCACGAUGGCGGCACUGUCCAAAUUAUUUGCUGUGGCUACGACGUACCCAUAUCAAGUGGUGCGAGCUCGACUGCAAGACCAGCACAACAGAUAUGACGGUGUUGUGGAUGUCAUCAGACGGACCUGGAGGAAUGAAGGCGCCCCUGGGUUCUACAAAGGCAUCAUCCCGAACCUGAUUCGUGUCACUCCAGCCUGCUGCAUUACAUUUGUAGUUUAUGAGAAUGUCUCCCGCUUCCUCCUUGGCCCAAGUUAGCGAGGUCCAACAGUAAACAGGAUACACAAUUGCGUAGGUGCCAAACACAGCAAGAGUGACUGAAUGGCCAGUCAGAAUAUCAGUACCCGGAAAAUGAACCUCAGUGCAUAUUGCACUGAAAAGGAGGGCUUCAAGUGUCCUUGCUGAACCUCUCAGUGCGGUUGAUUGAUUUCUGACCAGUGCUGCACAUUUGUGCUGCACUCUUAAGGAUGUAAUGUUUUUGGGUUUCUUUUCUUUUUUGUCUUUACACAGAUGUGAAAAUGUCUGCAAAGGACUUCACAAAAUUAGAAAUGUCAAAGUUAGAUUUUUGUAGGAUUUUGUCUGAAGAAUGAGAUGCGCUGUGGAUAAUCAAUACAACUUUAAGUUAUCCAUUUUUAAGAAUUCACUUCAUGUUAAAAUAAAAUAAAAAAAGG
This is a messenger RNA of Hippocampus comes (tiger tail seahorse), 1663 nucleotides long. Its product is annotated as mitochondrial folate transporter/carrier. The transcript has 7 exons. The record is from RefSeq and is a predicted model, not a curated record. Gene Ontology annotation, biological process: nucleotide transport; transmembrane transport. Lineage: Eukaryota; Metazoa; Chordata; Actinopteri; Syngnathiformes; Syngnathidae. Bases 282 to 1250 code for a protein of 322 amino acids.